GCUCGCGCCACCCGCCUCGGCGCAUGCGCCGAGCCAGCAGCGCGGGCCCUGACUUGGGCUGUGUACUGUGUCUUUCUCUUCUUCCUCCUCUGGAGCUUCCGGGACACCAAGGCCUGUUCCGGAAUAGCCGGCACCCGCUUUUUCUGCCUCUCUCUCUCUCGCUUGUGACCUUCCGGCGCCAUUUACCGGACAGGUGGCUGUGGAGGACCUUCCCCGCCCACGCUGCACUCCGUCACUCAGAGCGCGCGCCGCGACCCAGGAACUAAUCGGCAGCUGCCUUAGGCGACCAUGUCGGAGUCUGGGCACAGUCAGCCUGGGCUCUACGGGAUAGAGCGGCGGCGGAGGUGGAAAGAGCCAGGCUCCAGUGGCCCCCAGAAUCUUUCUGGGCCUGGCGGUCGGGAAAGAGACUACAUUGCCCCCUGGGAAAGAGAGAGACGGGAUGGCAGCGAAGACCCCAGCACCAACGUCAUGCAGAAAACCCCCAUCAUCCUCUCAAAGCCUCCAGCUGAGCGGUCAAAGCAGCCACCACCUAGUACAGCCCCAGCUGCACCGCCAGCCCCAGCCCCACUGGAGAAACCCAUUGUGCUCAUGAAGCCACGUGAGGAGGGGAAGGGGCCUGUGGCUGCAACAGGGGCUUCCACCCCCGAAGGUACUGCCCCACCACCCCCCACGGCCCCUGCACCACCAAAAGGAGAGAAGGAGGGGCAGAGACCCACACAGCCUGUGUACCAGAUUCAGAACCGGGGCAUGGGCACUGCUGCCCCAACUGCCAUGGACCCUGUGGUGGGCCAGGCUAAGCUCCUACCCCCGGAGCGCAUGAAGCACAGCAUCAAGCUGGUAGACGACCAGAUGAACUGGUGUGACAGCGCCAUUGAGUACCUGCUGGAUCAGACGGACGUGUUAGUGGUCGGUGUCUUAGGCCUCCAGGGGACAGGCAAGUCCAUGGUCAUGUCACUGCUGUCAGCAAACACUCCAGAGGAAGACCAGAGGGCGUACGUCUUCCGGGCUCAGAGUGCGGAGAUGAAGGAACGAGGGGGCAACCAGACCAGCGGCAUUGACUUCUUCAUUACCCAAGAGCGGAUUGUCUUCCUAGACACGCAGCCCAUCCUCAGCCCGUCCAUCUUGGACCACCUCAUCAAUAACGACCGCAAACUGCCUCCGGAGUAUAACCUCCCUCACACCUAUGUGGAAAUGCAGUCCCUGCAGAUAGCUGCCUUCCUCUUCACGGUCUGCCACGUGGUGAUCGUCGUGCAGGAUUGGUUCACGGACCUCAGUCUGUACAGGUUCCUGCAAACAGCAGAGAUGGUGAAGCCAUCGACUCCAUCCCCCAGCCAUGAGUCCAGCAGCGCGGCAGGCUCGGAUGAGGGCACUGAGUACUACCCGCACCUCGUCUUCCUGCAGAACAAGGCACGUAGGGAGGACUUCUGUCCCCGGAAGUUACGUCAGAUGCACCUAAUGAUUGACCAGCUUAUGGCACAUUCCCACCUGCGCUACAAGGGGACGCUGUCCAUGCUGCAGUGCAACAUCUUCCCAGGGCUGCCGCCCGACUUCCUGGACGCUGAGGUCAACUUGUUCCUGGUGCCCUUCAUGGACAGUGAAGCUGAGAAUGAGAACCCACCUCGAGCAGGGCCUGGAUCCAGCCCCCUCUUCUCCCUGCUGCCUGGGUACCGAGGUCACCCUAGCUUCCAGUCCCUGGUCAGCAAGCUCCGCAGCCAGGUGAUGUCAAUGGCUCGGCCACAGCUGUCGCACACAAUCCUCACGGAGAAGAACUGGUUCCACUAUGCUGCCAGAAUCUGGGAUGGGGUGAAGAAGUCCUCAGCCCUGGCAGAGUACAGCCGCUUGCUGGCCUGAGGCCGAGGGAGGAGCAGCAUGCAGGGGACCUCCCUGUCCUGUGGGCUGUCCGGUGGACAGUGAGGGUACAGCCAUCCUCCAGCAGGGGAGGAGAGUAACAGGCCUGGCAGAGGGAUCGUGGCUUGGCUUCCCGCCAGAGAUUCGAGGUGUCUGAGGCCAGCCCCUCCCUCACAUGGGGGCUGCUCACAGGGUGACCAAGAGAUCCCACCCCCAGCCUGGUAUGAGCAGCCUUUCCCAAAUCUCCAUAGAGACCAGCAGGAGGAAGAGUCAGCAUGUCCCCAGGAAGCCUGACCCCACUGAGUCAGACUCCAGGCCUUCCCAGGGAAACAGGGUUGAGGCUGGAGAGCUUUUCACGGGCGAGGAUCUGAUGGUUCAAAUAAACGUGGUCAUAGGA
Molecule: messenger RNA, 2245 nt
Organism: Rattus norvegicus (Norway rat)
Lineage: Eukaryota; Metazoa; Chordata; Mammalia; Rodentia; Muridae
Gene: Smg9
Product: SMG9 nonsense mediated mRNA decay factor
Biological process (GO): nuclear-transcribed mRNA catabolic process, nonsense-mediated decay
Source: RefSeq, a predicted model, not a curated record